AUGAGACUGAAUAUAAGAAAAUUCAUUUUCGCUAUCGGUAUCUUUGUUGUACUAUGGCUUAUAAUAUCCUACUCGUCUAUCUUUGUACCGGAGGAUAAAUCGAAGAAUAGUGCAUCACGGAUGGAAGUAGAAUUAGAUAAAUUGCAAAAUAAAAUGAGGGACCAGUUGAGUGAUAGUUAUAAGUUGUUGGAAAAGGUCAAAAGUCGCUUGAAGAAGACUGAAGAGAAAAGUAUUGAAGAUAUUGCAAGAGAGUCAUUUAAAGCGGAGAAUGAUAUUGAUAUGGCUCUAGAUGGCAGCAUAGUUUUACCCAUUUUAGUUAUAGCGUGCGAUCGAGUGACUGUGAAGAGGUGUUUGGACAAUUUAGUUAAAUUUAGACCUGACAAAGACACAUUUCCUAUUAUAGUCAGUCAGGAUUGCGGCCACAAUGAAACCUACAAAGUGAUCAGAUCGUUCACCGACGCCGACCCUUCUAUAACGGUGGUUCAACAACCCGAGCUAUCCGAGAUACCCCUGCCUCGAGCGAAGGUCAAGUUCAAGGGCUACUACAAGAUAGCCAGGCACUACCGGUUUGCGCUCAACCACGUCUUAGUGGGCUUGGAGUAUGACGCUGUCAUAAUUGUUGAAGAUGACCUCGACAUAUCUCCAGAUUUUUUUGAGUAUUUCCUGGGUACCUACCCCCUAUUAUAUAAGGACCCUAGUAUAUGGUGCAUAUCAGCAUGGAAUGACAACGGGAAGAAAGAAUUAAUAGACCUAUCUCGGCCAGAGCUGUUGCAUCGUACAGAUUUCUUUCCCGGCCUCGGUUGGCUGCUAAAAAGAGAUACCUGGUUACAACUGGAGCCCAAAUGGCCUGAAGCGUUUUUCGACGACUGGCUUCGCGAUCCCCAGAACACGCAAGGCAGAGCAUGUAUCAGACCCGAAAUUUCAAGGACAUACAGUUUUGGAAAGAUAGGCGUCAGCAAAGGCCUGUUCUUCGAUAUGCACUUGAGGUACAUGCAACUAAACAUGGAGUUUGUCGGGUUCACUAAACUCAACCUCACUUAUCUACUCAAGGAUAACUACGACAGUUCCUACACGGAACUGGUCGCUUCGUUACCGGAGACGUCGCCCGAGGAGGUAAUGGCCGGUGCGAGUACUGAAUCCGCGCUCCGCGUGUCCUACUCCUCCGCCAAAACUUACCGGAAGGCGGCCAAGAAACUUGGACUUAUGGAUGACUUCAGAAGCGGUAUACCCCGUACGGCGUAUCGAGGUAUAGUGACCUGUUUUAUAAGAAACCGACGCGUCUACCUCGCCCCUAACUAUGAGUGGACCAAAUACGACCCGAGUUGGGGCUAAACGGGAACGACUAAUAUGUAUCUUCAGUACACGUUGGUCGUUGGACCUUUGCACGUGGCCAACGUGUUAAGGCCAACAUGGCGUGCAUCGGCCAAGUGCAAUAGUGGGCAAGGUCUAAAGCAGGGCCAACAAGACGCGAUAAAGAAUUCCUGAGAACACCAACAUAUUGGUCAUUGGCACUCUAAUUUUGUGUAUCAUUUGCCAAUGGUAAUAAUUUGCGAAGGUCUAAAGCAGGACCAAUAAGAUGCGAAAAAGAACCCAAAUUUUCCAAAAUAAAAAUAAUCAUUCGUUCCCUCUUCGCCUUUCUACCAUCGCACUGCAAGACAUCGGGCGGGUUUUCAUCCCUAUGUUGUCAAAAAAAACUCGCACGAAGAAAUUUGCAUUUUAUAGGCAUGGUUGGGCUUUGGAACGCCCUUCCGAGUUCUGUGUUUCCUAAUUCUUACAAUCUGGGUAUCUCUAGUUAAUAGGCAUCUUCUUGGCAAGCGCGUCCCAUCUAAGGCCACAUCUACAUCAGGUGAGAUUUUGGUAAGCUUUUGACGUUAAAAAAUAACUCUUCAUCAUCAGCUCUUAAGCGGUCACUGCUAUAUACAGGGCUUUCAGGUCUAUUUCCUCCAGGAAACGUAAAAUUGUGAAGUGUUCCACGUUUUUUCGUCGACCUCCAUGGCAAAGUGGAAUGCCCCGAUUUAGAUCCCCGGCAGGGGUAAUCUUGAGAACAUGCUGCCAUACGCGUAAGUACCAAGUCGAGUUAUGGGUUUAAUAUACCUCUAAGGUUAACCCGCUACCAUCUUAGACACCAUUAUCUAGUGGAACACAACAAAAAUACUCAGAAGGUCGUCAGUCCAGUUGACUAGAGGCCAUCCCACGCUGCGUUGACCGGUCGCUGUUCACUCCAAGGGCCUGGGCCAUCCAGAAAUGUUACAUCGCGAAAAACAAUAUUAUUCGAAAAUGUUGAAGCUCUUUUUUCUACAACUUUUUUCUUUUCUUCUUUACAAAUUGCCAUAGACAUAUGGCAAUUUGUACUUUGGCUUGGUCCGCAAUAAUUCCUACAAUAUCAGAGUGGUGGAAAGCGUGGUUAUAACGGAUCAGUUGUUUAAGAACGUAUUAAACUGCUAUUUUAAAAUAAUAUUUACCAUAUCUAUAAUAAGUUAAGGGCAAAAAUAAGAAAUACUACGAAUAAAUAAUACCUCAAGAGAUUUUCGAUUCCUAUUUCAAAAUACCAGCCGAGUGAUAUUAUAUCCUCUUUACUAAAGCUAUGUUGGCAGCGUUGGUGACUUCCUGAAAAAAUACACUCUUAUCUGAUUUAAGUAUAGACCACGCCAAAAAUAGUAUAACUUUUAUCUUAUUUUGUUGGUCUUGCUUUAACUAUAAAUACUGUGUUAUAUUAUACAUUAGUUGUGUUGAUUACACAGAAAUAACUUCCUUUUUCAUCCAGGAUUACCUAUCAUCCAAACUCGUUUAGUUAUUAUUAAUAUAUCGAUGAAAUACUCGAUAUUGAGAUGUUGCAUUCCUUCAGGUAGGCAUUGUUAUAUGUAUAUUAUGUACCAGAAACUAUACUUAUCAGCAUACUAUCUGUCAUAUUUUGUCAGCAUUUAUAAG
Messenger RNA from Pararge aegeria (speckled wood butterfly), 2928 nucleotides. RefSeq names its product alpha-1,3-mannosyl-glycoprotein 2-beta-N-acetylglucosaminyltransferase (gene gly). Gene Ontology annotation, molecular function: alpha-1,3-mannosylglycoprotein 2-beta-N-acetylglucosaminyltransferase activity. NCBI's taxonomy places the organism in Eukaryota, Metazoa, Arthropoda, Insecta, Lepidoptera, Nymphalidae. The transcript has 9 exons. The record is from RefSeq and is a predicted model, not a curated record. The coding region runs from base 1 to 1332 and encodes 443 amino acids. Gene Ontology annotation, biological process: protein N-linked glycosylation. Gene Ontology annotation, cellular component: Golgi apparatus.